AUGUAGCAAUCAGAUUAGACUUAAAAUAUUUUACAAAAUGAAAGCUAAAAUCAAUAGAAUAAUGUUAAUCCAGCUAAUUAACUAUGGAUCCAACCUCUGUCAUUAACUCAUGAAGAAGCUUUGGCUAUAUUACCUCCUCUUCCCGAUAACAUGAAUAUCUUACAUACUUUACACAAUCAAUCACCUAAUUGUAAAUGUUGUGGAGGUAGAUAUUAUGAAGAGUCAGUUAUUGACAUACCAGUUUUAGGUAAGUUAUCUUGGAAAAUGGAUUUUACUAUGCCUUCAUAUUGUUGUAUUGGAAAGGGGAAACAUCUUUUGUAAAGCCUUUUGAACAUUUUUCCAUAAAGGAGUAUAUUGCUAAAUAAAGUUAAAGAUUAACCUCGCUGUUGUUGCUGCAACAAUGAUCAUGUCUUUUAAAGUACUAAAUAUUUUUUGGAAAAUGAACUCAUUAAUUUUGAAUUGACAGAUUAUGGUAGAUUGUAUAUUUAAGGAGUUUUAGUGCUAGAAUUUUAAUAAUGCUAUAAAUCUAUACAUGAUAUUUUAUUUGCAUCUGAAGAUUCAACAAUGCCUUAAAUGAUGGUUUAUUAACCAAACCACAGAUAAAAUAAUAAGAUAAAGUUUAAGGCUGAAAAAAAUAAUUGCCCUGAGCACCCAUAUUCACUUUCUGGCUGGUGUUCAAUUUGUGAUUGUAGAAAAUUAGAAAGAAAAUUUGAAAUUUCUGGUCUAUCUUAAGGUGAUUGCCAAAUCAUUAACACAAGAACAAAAAAACAAGCAUGUUAUAAAACUUGCGGAUGUAAGGAUGUGUGCUCUUGUGAUUCUUGUAGAUACGCAGAUUAUCCUAAUUAUUAAAUCACUUUCAACAAUGUCACAAAAUUAGAAAAAUUAGCUAUAAUCAUGUGUUUGAUUCACUUUAUGAUAUACAAUGAAUGGGAAUUUACAAAUUAUUAAGGUAUCUAGCUUAGCAGCCAAAUAGAGAGAGCUCAUAGAUUAGCAGUUCAGUAAUAAAAGGAUAGUUGUUGUUCCAUUUUUUGA
This is a messenger RNA of Paramecium pentaurelia, 1032 nucleotides long. Lineage: Eukaryota; Ciliophora; Oligohymenophorea; Peniculida; Parameciidae. The record is from the annotation of a GenBank genome assembly.